CCUAAAGCUACGAAUUACGGACAAGUGAAAUUUGUGCGUAAUUAAUCAAGGGGGAAAUUAAUGAACAGAUUACUUCUUUUAACGGUUCCUGUCGUGAUGUACGUGAUGGCAGGUGACAUUUGAGUCCUUGUAAUGGCUUUCAUAUCUGGUACACAUGUCCACAGGUGCGACAGAGCAGUGAAAACCCGGACCAAGAAUGCAGAAGAGGAAGGGAAGGGGACGGAGGAAGAGGAAACGUGCGCCAGGGGCGGCUCAGGGGGAAACAAAACUGGCGGCUGAACUGGCGGCUGAACCGCCAGCGGCGGUCCCUUCUUCCCGCCCCCGACUCGACCCAAGACGAAAGGACCAGCUCAUCCGGACCCGCCGUCAACACCGAGGGAUGCUCUCAACGCGCCGAUGUGCGAGACGCCCGCAGACGGACCUCCAUCUUCCUCUACGUCACCGCCUACACGUAACUGGCCACUGUCACCAGUCUUGCCAGUUCGGAAGGCGGCGGUCCGGGCAGCCGAGCGACCAGCCUGACAAGGCAAGGUCUCCACCUUCACAAGCACCGUCCCCCUCCGACUCGGAAGCCGUCUGGAAAGUUCAGAUCGGGAAAAUCAGGUCCGGCAUCCUGAAGUUCGUGCAGGGGCACACCUCGGAUCUGGCAUCACUGGUGGGCGGACUAGUGGAACAACUGGCUGAUGGAAGCGCUUACGAGUUACACACCAUCAAGUCUACAGCUGGCAAGACGGGGUUGGUACUAACUCAGCGCCGAGAAGGAGUCUACCGACAAGCGGUCCUAGUUAGAGAAAUGGAUAGCCACACCAUCCACAGGAUCGUCAAGGCCCUUUCCGGCAACGACUAUCGGAUUGUCAUCACCAUCCUCGCCGACCAGAGAUGGAAGCACUCCACCCCUGCCUUUGCCGGUUCUCCGCUCAUUAGUUCGCCGUAGGCCAACCUCCACACCCUAACGGCCUUUAUGUCGAAAUUACUUCUU
Messenger RNA from Gigantopelta aegis, 979 nucleotides. RefSeq lists its product as uncharacterized. The transcript is spliced from 2 exons. Lineage: Eukaryota; Metazoa; Mollusca; Gastropoda; Neomphalida; Peltospiridae. The coding region runs from base 197 to 934 and encodes 245 amino acids. The record is from RefSeq and is a predicted model, not a curated record.